ACUCGCACCUCUGCAAUCACCAAGAAAAUGCAACAUCAUUUCUCACACGACCAGCACAGCUGAGGGAGAAGGCAGACAUGCAGAGGCUCCAUUCAGUCGAGGCGCUGUGACCCAUGCCUGGUGCCCUCGGAGCUGCAGCUGUGCCCACAGGCCCCCUGGUGCCCUCCUGCCCCUCCUCUCCCGCUCUCCUGAUGUACUAAAAGCACACAUUGCUGAAUGGUUUGAUGGAGAUCUGGUCGGAUGACAGCUGGAACUGUUGUCAUAACUGGAGGAAUUCUCGCAACGGUGAUACUCCUGUGUAUCAUAGCAGUGCUGUGUUACUGUAGACUCCAGUAUUACUGCUGCAAGAGGAAUGACUCGGAAGUGGACGCAGGCUCUACCGGGGACCCUCAGCCACAGUUUGCCUGCAACGCGUGCAGCGCCCCCGGGGUGGACGGCUCGGCGGUCACUCCUCUCGCGCUGCCCUACGAGCCGGCGGCGGCGGCGUCGCAGCAGCUGCUCCAGCAUCAGCUGCCGCCGGCGCACAAGUUCUGCCCGACGUGCUCGCCCUACUACAUGCGCUCCAUGGACGACCUGCGCAACGGCGGCGAGCGCAUGGCCUUCAUGCCCGCCGCGCACUACGAGAACCCGGCCGCGUCCUUCUCCAUGUCCUCGCUGCACUCGGCGCCCAUGAGCAGCCGCUCCACGCCCGACUUCUACACCAACACCCGCGCCAUCAGCACCGACGUCUGAGGCCGACGGCGGGGCCACACCCACGACGGCAGGACACGAUGCCCGACCACACACACAC
Molecule: messenger RNA, 790 nt
Organism: Sardina pilchardus (European sardine)
Lineage: Eukaryota; Metazoa; Chordata; Actinopteri; Clupeiformes; Clupeidae
Gene: fam163aa
Product: family with sequence similarity 163 member Aa
Exons: 5
Coding region: 241-732 (163 amino acids)
Source: RefSeq, a predicted model, not a curated record